AUGCCACUCAUCCUGUAUACCUGUCUCCUCUGGCUGUGCACCAGUGGCUUCUGGACGGCCCAGGCGGAGGACCCCAGUGCUGAAGAGAGCAUGAGGAACCACCACCGUGACCUGGCUCCAACCAACGUUGACUUUGCCUUCAGCCUGUACAAGCACCUAGUGGCUUUGGAGCCUGGAGAGAACAUCUUUAUCUCCCCUGUGAGCAUCUCCAUGGCCUUGGCUAUGCUGUCCCUGGGCACCCGUGGCCACACGCAGACCCAGCUGCUCCAGGGCCUGGGCUUCAACCUCACCGAGAAGUCGGAGGCUGAGAUCCACCAGGAAUUCCAGCACCUCCACCACCUCCUUGGGGAGUCAGACACCAGCUUGGACAUGACCAUGGGCAGCGCCUUGUUUUUUGACCGCAGCCUGGAAAUGCAAGAGUCAUUCUCAGCAGACAUCAAGCACUACUACGCAUCAGAAGCCUUGGCUGCUGAUUUCCAGGACUGGGCUAAGGCCAGCAGACAGAUCAAUGAGUAUGUCAAGAAUAAGACUCAGGGGAAAAUUGCCAAUGUGCUGUCACAGCUCAACAGCCAAGCCAUCCUCGUCCUGGUCAACUAUUUCUUCUUCAAAGGCACGUGGGCACAGUCCUUUGACCCAGAAAGCACCAGGGAGGAGAACUUCUACGUGAACGAGACAACCACGGUGAAGGUGCCCAUGAUGUCCCAAUCCAGCACCAUCAAGUACCUGCGCGACGCGGAGCUCCCCUGCCAGCUGGUGCAGCUGGACUAUGAGGGCAACGGGACCGUCUUCUUCGUUCUUCCAGACCCAGGGAAGAUGGACACGGUCGUCGCCGCCUCGAGCCGGGACACCAUCCUGAGGUGGUCCCUGGCCCUCACCACCAGCCAGGUGGACCUGUCCAUCCCGAAGCUGUCCGUCACCAGAGACCACGACCUCAGGGGUGUGCUGGCAGACAUGGGCAUCACAGACGUGUUCACGGCCCAGGCAAACUUCUCGGGCAUCGCCCAGGAGGCCCAGCUGAAGCUGUCGAAGGUGGUGCACAAGGCGGAGAUGCAGCUCGGCGAGCAGGGAGCCCCGGCAGCGGACACACCCAGGGCGGCUCUCAGCCUGACCUCCAAGCCUGUCUCCCUGCGUUUUGACCAUCCCUUCCUCGUCAUGGCCUUCGACCACUUCACCUGGAGCAGCCUCUUUCUGGGCAAGGUGGUGAACCCCACCUGA
Messenger RNA from Carlito syrichta (Philippine tarsier), 1215 nucleotides. It is a transcript of the gene SERPINA6, whose product is annotated as serpin family A member 6. The transcript has 4 exons. Gene Ontology annotation, molecular function: serine-type endopeptidase inhibitor activity. Bases 1 to 1215 code for a protein of 404 amino acids. NCBI's taxonomy places the organism in Eukaryota, Metazoa, Chordata, Mammalia, Primates, Tarsiidae. Gene Ontology annotation, biological process: negative regulation of endopeptidase activity. The record is from RefSeq and is a predicted model, not a curated record.